AUGUUGCAAGCUGAACAAAAAGCUGAGCAACACGACCCAGAAACAGUGCUUCAAUCUGACACCUGGAUUCGUGUAUUGCAGGGCGCACAUCGAACCUUCCAUCGGAGGAACAGUGGGGGAGGUUUAUUAGCGUUGAAUAGCAGAGGUACCAUGUUCGAGGUUUUGGUUUUCGCGCAGGAAAUAAUUAUCCGAGGAUCUGCCGUUUUUAUGCUUACAAAGGAGCGGAGCAAGCUCCGCUAA
This is a messenger RNA of Lindgomyces ingoldianus, 240 nucleotides long. RefSeq lists its product as uncharacterized. Bases 1 to 240 code for a protein of 79 amino acids. The transcript is spliced from 6 exons. NCBI's taxonomy places the organism in Eukaryota, Fungi, Ascomycota, Dothideomycetes, Pleosporales, Lindgomycetaceae. The record is from RefSeq and is a predicted model, not a curated record.